This is a messenger RNA of Arabis nemorensis, 249 nucleotides long. The record is from the annotation of a GenBank genome assembly. Lineage: Eukaryota; Viridiplantae; Streptophyta; Magnoliopsida; Brassicales; Brassicaceae.
AUGCGAAACCCAUCACCUAAGGUUCGCUUGGUCUUUGCCUUUCCAAGCUGUGACUCCACAGGAGGAUUGAACAACACACAACAGUUAUUGUCUUUUUCGGAUUGUCUCGAAGCAGAGUACCACGAUGAACAUACGGAUUUACCUUGUCGAAAAUCAGCAAAUCCGAGACGGUCGAACACAGAACUCAAGAGAUCGAAAGGAAGCUCCGAUCAGGAUUUAGGUCGUGUAUCUAGUCUGAGAAGAUCGUGA